Molecule: messenger RNA, 1352 nt
Organism: Lates calcarifer (barramundi perch)
Lineage: Eukaryota; Metazoa; Chordata; Actinopteri; Centropomidae
Gene: ctsh
Product: cathepsin H
Exons: 12
Coding region: 141-1118 (325 amino acids)
Biological process (GO): immune response
Cellular component (GO): lysosome
Molecular function (GO): cysteine-type endopeptidase activity
Source: RefSeq, a predicted model, not a curated record
UUCAUAUCUUUUACACAGUCGGGGAAUUCAAACAGGCAGCAGUUCACCUCGUGACUUCUCAUCUUUUUUAUUGUUUCAGUUCACUCUCACCCGCCGCCUCGGUUAUCACUAGCUGGCUGAAGUUUUGAUGAGUGAUCAUAAUGAAUACUUUGCUUUUAUUUUUUGUUUUAGUGUCCGCAGCUUCAGCUUUUCGCCUGUCUGAACAAGAUGAGUUUCACUUCAAGUCAUGGAUGGCACAGUACAACAAAAUGUACAGCCUGAGGGAGUACUAUGAGAGACUCCAGAUAUUCACCGAGAACAGGAGGAGGAUCGACAAACACAAUGCAGGAAAUCACUCUUUCACAAUGGGGCUGAACCAGUUUUCAGACAUGACAUUUGGUGAAUUUCAAAAGUCUUUCCUCUGGUCUGAGCCACAGAACUGCUCUGCUACCAAAGGGAACUACCUGAGCAGCAACGGACCACAUCCAGACUCUAUUGACUGGAGGAAGAAAGGAAACUAUGUGACAGAUGUGAAGAAUCAGGGAGGUUGUGGCAGUUGCUGGACUUUUUCAACAACCGGCUGCUUAGAGUCUGUGACUGCUAUCGCAACUGGGAAGCUCAUACCACUGUCAGAACAACAGCUGGUGGACUGUGCCCAGGACUUCAACAACCAUGGGUGUAACGGCGGUCUUCCCAGUCAAGCAUUUGAAUACAUCAUGUACAGCAAGGGAUUGAUGACAGAGAAGGACUACCCAUACACAGCUAUUGAGGGUACUUGCAACUAUAAACCAGAAAUGGCAGCUGCUUUUGUGAAGGAAGUGAUGAACAUAACGGCAUACGAUGAGAUGGGAAUGGUGGAUGCUGUUGGCACACGCAAUCCUGUCAGCUUUGCCUUUGAGGUGACUGCAGACUUCAUGCAUUACCACAGUGGCGUGUACACCAGCUCUAAAUGCCACAACACCACAGACAAGGUGAAUCAUGCAGUGCUAGCAGUCGGGUAUGGAGAGGACAAUGGCACCCCUUACUGGAUUGUUAAGAACUCGUGGUCGUCCAGCUGGGGGAUUGAUGGUUAUUUCCUCAUUGAACGUGGGAGGAAUAUGUGUGGACUUGCUGCCUGCUCAUCUUUCCCAGUGGUGUGAUCGCUGCAUGAUAGCAAACUACAACAGGGCUGAAAAGGGAGCAGAAUCCAACCGAUUUUAUUAUUUUAUAUUGUGAUUUGCAUACAAUCAACAGGCUGCUGUGCUUCCAUGUGAAGAGUGUUUUUGCACAAUUGAGCCUCUCAGAAUCCAGUAAAACACUAUGACAGGAAAGUACAUCUGAACGUAUCUCUUAAAUACCAAUCAUCAAUCCACAAAUAAAAUCCAUUAAAUCUG